Myxocyprinus asiaticus (Chinese sucker) is the source of this 8128-nucleotide messenger RNA. Its product is annotated as erbin-like. Gene Ontology annotation, biological process: neurotransmitter receptor transport, endosome to postsynaptic membrane; neurotransmitter receptor transport postsynaptic membrane to endosome. The transcript is spliced from 26 exons. Gene Ontology annotation, molecular function: protein binding. Lineage: Eukaryota; Metazoa; Chordata; Actinopteri; Cypriniformes; Catostomidae. Bases 432 to 4577 code for a protein of 1381 amino acids. The record is from RefSeq and is a predicted model, not a curated record. Gene Ontology annotation, cellular component: postsynaptic membrane; postsynaptic density; adherens junction.
UGCUGCUGCUCUGCUCCAUCUCUUUAAUGACCGCUUUUCCGCGUCUCAAUGUAAAUCAAUUGCGUCGGCGACCGCUUUGGUCGCCCCUUUUAUUCUAAAGACGCUUUUUUGUGUACAUCUCUGGUCUCGUCGAAACAUACUUUAUUGUAUCGCUUAGAAAACUUCCAAGCAGCUGUGAGGAACUUUUUGUCGAGCAGUGUGUGUGGUGAAGAAUGCAUUAGCUCAUUCAGCUAACAGCAGCAGCAGCUUUCUUCGGGGCUUCCAGCAUCUGCUGGUGUCAACUAGCACUGUAUUUCGUUGGGUUUUAAAUGUUUUUUGUGCCUCGAGAACUGAACUGACCCUUAUGGAUUAGCUGGAUAUAUUUAUUUCCCCUCGUAAAUGAAAGGAGAAUAUCGGAAAGGUUCGGAUUAAGUGCCUGAGCUGUUGUGAGGAUGAGCAGCAAGCGGAGUUUGUUUGUGCGGCUGGUGCCGUGUCGCUGCUUGCGGGGCGAGGAGGAGACCGUCACCUCGCUGGACUACUCACACUGCAGUCUGGAGCAGGUCCCCAAAGAGAUCUUCAGCUAUGAGAAGACCCUGGAGGAGCUCUACCUCGAUGCUAACCAGAUCGAAGAGCUGCCCAAACAACUUUUCAACUGCCAGUUGCUCCACCGAUUAAGUGUACCAGACAACGAUCUUACGGUGCUGCCACCGGGCAUCGCAAACCUCAUCAACCUCAGGGAGCUGGAUGUCAGCAAGAAUAGCAUCCAGGAGUUUCCUGAAAAUAUCAAGAACUGUAAAGUCCUAACCAUCGUAGAAGCGAGUGUGAACCCUAUAUCCAAGCUUCCAGAAGGUUUCACACAACUCCUUAGUCUGACACAGCUCUACCUGAAUGAUGCCUUCCUCGAGUUCCUACCGGCCAGCUUCGGCAGAUUAACCAAACUGCAGAUCCUGGAGCUGCGGGAGAACCAGUUAAAGAUGUUGCCAAAGAGCAUGCAUAAGCUCAUGCAGCUGGAGCGCUUGGAUCUGGGGAGUAAUGAGUUCACUGAAGUGCCUGAAGUACUGGAGCAGCUUACAGGAAUCAGAGAGCUGUGGAUGGAUGGUAACAAACUGACGUUUUUACCGGGGAUGAUAGGGUCACUGAAGCAGCUCUGCUACUUGGACGUGUCCAAAAACAGCAUUGAGAUAGUUGAUGAGCAGAUAUCAGGCUGUGAAAAUCUACAGGAUCUGCUGCUGUCCAACAAUGCGUUGACACAACUGCCAGGUUCUAUAGGUUCACUAAAGAGACUCACUACUCUGAAGGUGGAUGAUAACCAGCUCAUGUACCUGCCUGACACAAUUGGCGGUCUCACGUCUCUAGACGAGCUGGACUGCAGUUUCAAUGAGAUCGAGGCACUGCCGUCCUCCGUCGGUCAGUGUUUCAACCUGCGAACGUUUGCUGCCGACCACAACCUGCUCGCUCAGAUGCCUCCAGAGAUGGGCUGUUUGAAGAAUGUCACUGUGCUCUUCCUGCACUCAAAUAAGCUGGAGUAUCUGCCGGAGGAUAUGGGUGACAUGCUCAGACUCAAAGUCAUCAACCUCAGCGACAACAAGCUGAAGAACCUUCCAUACAGUUUCACGAAGCUCAACCAGAUGACUGCAAUGUGGCUGUCUGAAAACCAGUCGAAGCCCCUGAUUCCCCUGCAGAAAGAGGAAGAUCCAGAGACACACAAGACGGUUCUCACAAACUACAUGUUCCCUCAACAGAGCAGAACAGAGGAGUAUGUGCCCAACUCGGACAGCGAGAGCUUUAACCCAUCUCUAUGGGAGGAGCAACGCAAGCAGCGGGCGCAAGUGGCAUUUGAGUGUGACGAGGACAAGGACGAGAGAGAGACGCCCCCACGGGAGGGCAAUCUGAAGCGCUACCCCACGCCGUACCCUGACGAGCUGAAGAACAUGGUGAAAACAGCCCAGUCCGUUGCUCACAGACUUAAAGAGGAUGAGUCUGGUGACGAGGCAGGAAAAGAGACCAGGACCAGCGAGAGGAAUCAUAUUGGAGUUCAAGAUGUGGGAGUGAAGGUGAUUGAAGGUCCCUGCACCAAUGGCAAAGCUGUUGAGAUGGAGCCCAAAGCAACUGUAAACAGUCACCCAAAUCAUGAUCCGAGAGAUGCAACAGACAACUAUAUUGCUGAAAGAAUGCCUCUCAAGACGUCAGACAACAUGAGAACUAUAGUUAACCAUGACGACACCCUCGAGGACUCAGAGGAGCUAUCAUCUGAUGAGGAGGAGAUGAAGAUUGCAGAGAUGAGACCUCCUCUCAUUGAGAUCUCCAUUAACCAGCCUAAAGUAGUGGCUCUCAGCAAAGACAAAAAGGAUGAUGGAAAGGAUGCUGAUUCUCUGCUGGACGAGACGGUUGCUAACAGUAACCAGAACAACAGCAACUGCUCAUCACCCUCACGCAUGUCUGAUUCAGUGUCAUUAACCACAGACAGCAGUCAGGACAACUCCCUCUGCACUCCAGAGAGAGAGUCCAAGAUGCCCCUCGUCCCCAAGAAUGGGCAAGAGGAUGAGAACCUUAACAAGUUGAAGCAGACGACCCCUCUCCUACAAAACUGUAAUGGUUCUGAGACAUCCCUACAGACCAUCCUGAAGAACCAGCAGAGCUACGAAAGCAAACGAGAUAAGAUGGCUGACUACAGUCUAUCCAUGGAGGAGAGGCUUGCUUUCAUUGAAAAGGGUAUUAACAAUGGCAUGGUGGACCAGUACAGCAAGUGGGAUCAGAUCAACAUGAAUGUAGCUAAGCUCCCACCGGACAACAGGGUGUCCUAUGAGGACCUAGAGAGGACCAAAACUUCUUCAACCAAGGAGUCCAUGUCAAGCAACAACAAAGCCAUGGUUUCACUUGAGAAUCUCGAGAAUGGGAAUCAGCUUCAUAAAAACAAGUCUGGGGAGAAUUUUAACGGACGAACGGAUCAAGUUCCCUUGCGGUACGAGACUACAAGGACAGUGUCAACAGGUGUAACGGCGUUGAGCGACAUGAUUCUUUCUCAUAGCACCGAGGAGCUGUCACCAGAGAAGUGUCCACCGCCCCCAGUGGUAAAAUCUCAGAGCAUUGCUAACAUGGAUGCUGGUGGGAUGAAGCUGUAUUCCAUCGAUAGAGAAAGCCCCCCAUAUGAGAUGGCGGGCUCGUCCAGAACCUCUGUAACUGGUGCUCAAGGCCAGAGUAUCAUCCGCUCAAAGUCUGCAUCCUUGCUCAAUGACCAGCCAUUGCAGAUUUACCCUGGUUCCUCAGCUUCUUCGUCUGAUCUUCUGUCCAGCUCAAAACCUCAAGCGAGCACCGCCCGCUACCCCGUUGGCCCCCCACCGCAGUACAACAUCCAGUACGCUAGUAGCGUUGUGCCCAAAGACAACUUGUGGAGUCAAUGUACACCUGUACCUCCCGAGCAACCUUACCUACCCCUGCAACACUCCCUUGCCAACACAAACUACUCCAACCGCAACAAUGCCCCUCCUUACCCCCAGCAGCCCCAACAGCGUGUACCGCCCAAGACUCCAGACAUGUGGGCGAAGGAGAGGAUGCAGCCACCUGGUGGCCAACGUGGCACCUUGCAGAGACAAGGUAGUGGAUCGUCUGGCACCCCUUCUGGCAUGUGCAUGUCGGAUCCUCGCCGCAUGCCAGGAAUGGAAGGAGAGUACAUGACCUACCGGGACAUUCACACGGCAUGCCGUGGGCCCCUGCAGGUGAGUCAGGCUCUUCACAGGCCCCUGUCAGCUCGUACAUACAGCAUGGAUGGACCCAGCACUCCUCGACCGCAGAGCGCCCGUCCUCCACCUCACGAGCUUCCAGAGAGGACCAUGUCCGUUAGCGACUUCAACUACCAGCAUGGCAGCCCCAGCAAGAGGCCCAGCAUGAGGGUGAAGUCUGAGCACUCACUGUUGGAUGUGCCGGUCAGUGGAGGUGGAAGGGUUCCGGCAGAUUGGAGAGAUCAGGUCAUGAGGCACAUCGAAGCCAAGAAAAUGGAGAAGAGCACUCUGUCUCGGUCUUUGGCCACUCUCAAUAGCAGUCAAAUCUCUCUGGCCUUUAGCGCAGUAGACGGGCGGCAGUAUGGAGCUCAUGACGACGUCUUUAGUCCACAUGGACAACAGGGUUACCAUGUUGACACUCUAAGAAAAGUGCCUUUAAUGAACGGCCAAAUGUUUCCUCCCGUGAGAUCUCCUAUGAGCUGCGUUCAGCAACCGAUGGCACGUCACCCCUCACGAGAGCAGCUCAUCGACUACCUGAUGCUCAAAGUGUCCCAGCAGCCACCUGGGCCUCCACGGGUCCCACAUGAGACACUCCAGCAGGAGCUCCAUGUGAAGAUUGAGAAGAAUCCUGAGCUGGGUUUCAGUAUAUCAGGAGGAGUUGGUGGCCGGGGGAAUCCCUUCCACCCAGAAGACAAUGGCAUAUUUGUGACGAGGGUUCAGACAGAGGGACCUGCUUCCAAACUCUUGCAACCUGGAGACAGAAUCAUCCAGGCAAACGGAUACAACUUCAUCAACAUCGAUCACAGAUACGCCGUAUCCCUCCUGAAGACCUUCCCCAGCACCGUCGACCUGAUCAUCAUCCGAGAGAUGGCAGCAUAGAGACCUGCUCAAACUGAAUGUUCACUGUCUUAUUUUUAUAUGCAGAGGAGCCAGUGCUAUAUAUAGUCAAUCUGAACUGAUAUAAACGGGAUAGUGCGGAACCAUCGGUGAAAAGGGGCAAAACCACUGCGUCAAGUGGAAGACGGACAGCAUGCGCCUUCACUAUGGGAACGCUUGUUGGGAUAGUCCAACCGAUAUGAAAACCUGUGCUUUCUUUUGUAAAGAUAGUUUUUGAUUUUGACUUUUUUUAUGAAUCAAAUGUGUAGAGUUCUCGUAGGACAUUAGCUGUAGCUGACCUUUUGAGGGCAGGGCUCUCCAUAAUGUCUUGUCUUUGUCUUUUGUUUUUUAUUUUUGUUUUAAAGAGAUUUUUAAAACCACUUUUAUGACCUGUGUGAGAUUUUGAGCUUGGAGACAAUGCUGUGUGCUUACUGUGGAAAUGAAUGUAGGACUGGGUUGAGUGAAGCUGAAUUGGAUGUGAAAUCUGUAUUUGUUGGCCUGUUUGCCACUUUUCUCAUUGCGUAGAUGAAGAAAUAUCUCCGUAUUUGUUCAUCUGGAUGAAAAACUCAAGUGUCAACCACUGGUAAAUGCUAUACACUUGAUCAGUAAACUCGCCCCCAUACCUUCCGGAAUGUUUUUCCAGUGAAACAAGAGUCUUUUUCUCUGUUCCCACAAACUUCCACUGAACCAAAGUGGAAGACACCGACUUUAGCCUACCUGUAAGGAUAUGCUGAGAUGCUCCCUGUUCAUGAAAUAGGAGUGUAACGGUUUUUGGUAAAAUAAACUAACCGUACAGACAUCACUCAACAGGAGUGCCGUAUACUGGUAAUAUAUGUCAAUAAUGUGCGUGAGGGUUUAAAACGCACACACAAGUUCUUCUUGUUUUCUCACGCAGUAAUCUAUCGCGAGCGUCAAUAAUGCGCUUUGAUUAGUGCCAUUAAAAUGCCAUUACAGUAAUACAUUGAUACAUGAUUAAUCAUUUACUUCGAAAUCACCCAGGGAAAGAGACGCAGGUGAGCCAAAACUGCACACGCUCCCUUCCAUUUUUAAGCAGGCACUCAGUGCUAAUUUGGACAGACGUGAAACGAUAAAUAGAGCGAUUGGGGUGUUCAUGUGGGAUUUCCACGUAUUAUUAAAAUACUAAAGCAGCAUUAUCACAACAUCCCUUCUCGUAUGCAUUUUAAUAGCAAGGUUAUUCCUUUUAUAGUGAUUUACAGUUUCCAAAUAUUGAAUAUAUGUUGAGAUGAAUUUGAAAUGCACUUUAUGUUGAUGCAUGUAGCAUAAUAGUGCAGGUAUUCAGUUAAAAUGUUGAUUUAGUAAUUAGAGAAAAGUUUAUUUUUAGUAAAGGAACCUGACUAAAAUUAACCAUGGUUUUACUAGAGUAAUAUUGUAGUAACCAUGACUGCUGUCACCAUGGUUUCCUGAUCAGAAAUCAUGGUUUUGAAACAAUUAACCAUGGUUUUAUAACAGUAAUACUGUAGUUUCUAUAUAGUAACCAUGAUUUUACUAUAUAUUGUAACCAUGACAGUAACCAUGUUCAUUUUGUGGUUACUAUGAUUUUACAACAAAUAACAUGUUACUGUUGUAAAACCAUGAUUUGUAUUAAGGGCAAACCUGUUGAAGUGUUUGUUACCAAAUAGAGUAUUCUUUGGAUUUGGCAGUAAUAUUUGUUCUCUGAACAAAGAAAACACCGUACCGAAACCGUGACCCUAAAACCGUGAUACAAACCAAACCGUGAGAAAUUAGAACCGUUACACCCCUAACGUGAAACAUGGAUGGGAACAUGAAGAACUACAAUAAGGAUUUCGAAAGUGAAGAAACUUCAACACAGAUGGGAUCAGAAAGUGGUGCAAGCUAUCUUAACCAAACCAUGUUGGGACACUGUGGCUGUGCGGCAUGGAACUGCUGCCUGGAAUUCUUUCCUCACAGCAGUCUGUCUCGGCUCAAUUCCAAUGUCCCCCAAAAUGAAUCCGAAUCACUCCUAGCAUUCACACUUGAUAUGUUUUUCUUAUUUCACUUUGGACUUGGUGGAAAUGGUUUUAUAUUCUGUGAAGAAGAUUGUAGACUUAACAUUGUAUUUAUUUUAAUGUUCAACUAGCAUUGCAGUCAUGGAUGUUAUUCUUUAGUGGUUUUGACGAGGGCUGAGAAAACGACAUGUCAAGUGCCAUAUGACCCUGAACUGUCUGAAUGGGUUCGACCCAGAGCAAUACUCACAGAUCCACACCACAUAUUCAGUGGCCUUAUUGGGCUGACAUAUGACACAGUGGUCGAAAGUGCAAUAGAGAGUCGUUUUAUUCCACUCGUAGGAUGCAUAUUGCAUUUUUAUAUGAAUAAAGAAAACCCAUUUAGUAUUUCUCGAUUGAUACAGCAUUUUAUAUUGUAAAUCUUUUCAAAAUUAACACAUAGGAAGUGGCAUUUCGGAUUUUUACUAAAAAAAGAAAAGAAAACAUACUUGUGUUGGAAUAGUGUGCGAAUUGAUGUCACGUACCUUUCCGUUAGCGAUUGCAUUGCUGUUUUCAAAAACCCUACGAGGAUUAUUAUCACCAGUGUAUGUGGACACAAAUACAUCAACUUCCUCAAAGCUACGAAGCUUUAUAAAACAUUAUGUAAUGUUCGCAUUUGAUGAGGUAGUCAAGUUUAAAGGCCAUGAAAGCUGUUUUUUUCCUUCUUUUUUUUUUUUGCCAUGUCGACUACACUCAAGGAGGAUGACCAACUGUUGAUGUACUGUGUGAAAUAUUGCAUGAAGUCCCUAUUAUGUUUGUUGCUGUAUUCUUCGGUAGACCAGUACUCUAAAUGGAUUAAAGUAAUCAAAUUAACACAAAAUGACAAUGUGACAAAGACGCAAUUUAUAUUGAUGUGAAAGAGCAUUGUCAUCAUUUUUAGAACUCAAGACUUCAGUUGUCUAAAAAAAUGUUUACCAGUUCCCACUGCUUUUUCGCACAAUAUAAAUUUGCAUUGAUGCACUGGCCCCAAAGUACGUUGUUAAACUAUUUGUCAACAUUGCUUACGAAUUAGAUAUUAAUUUGCCACAUUUAUUAUUUUGAUUGAUGAUUUUGAUGGAAAAAGUCAAUUUAAAUUAGUCUUUGCCGUGAAUGAUGCUGUUGUUACAAUGUUCGUCUUGGGCACUGUUACUUCCAUUUUAUCAUGAAUCAGUCUAGUCACACUUUUUAUUUUGUCUGCAAAGACAUUUUUAAGGAGUCAUAACAAACUAUGACUAAAACCUAAUUUUACUUUUAACAACAAAAACAAAACAAUUGGUCUGUUUUAUUGUCCCACCUUUUUAUUUAUUUAGUACUCUUUGACUUUUAGAGAUUACUAAUCGAAAUGUAAAUACUUUUUAAAAGGUUUAUGAUUUAUUCAUGGCAUUAGUGGUUACGUUUUUAAAACCAGCAAUAAUUUGCAUCACAGAAACAGCCCUUUGUCGAAGGUUUCUCUGGAAGCAGCUACUAUUAAGAGGAUUGGUAUGCAUUUAUCCAACAUUCCAGAUUUUGUACAUAAUUUUGCUUUCCAUGCUGUCCUGUGGAAAGAAUAAAUCAACUAAUGCUCUUUCAAAA